AUGCAUUUCAUAGAACGCACACUGCACCGUAGUGGCAUCGGGGAAGAGACAAGCCUUCCUCUGGCAGUCCGAUACAUUCCACCCUCUAGAAGCUUAGAUGAUGUCCGUGCCGAGGCAGAGCUUGUCAUUUUCUUGGCAAUCGAUGACCUACUAGAAAAAACAGGCAUAGCUCCCAGCACCAUCGAUAGACUAGUUGUCAACUGCAGUGUCUUUUCACCAGUUCCAUCCUUGGGUGACAUGAUCCUGAACCGAUAUAAGCUUCGAGAUGACAUCCACAAUGUGACCUUAUCUGGGAUGGGUUGCAGUGCUGGACUAAUCUCUGUGGGGCUUGCAAGAGACCUCCUUCGAGUUCGACCAGCAGCACAGCAUGAAGAUGUUGAUGGCACGCUAGGCAUGAAUAUAUCUAGAAACAUCUUAGCUACCGGUGCUAAUGCAUUGAAGGCCAACUUCACUGCCAUUGGGCCACUAGUUCUUCCACAUUCAGUUCAACUAUUUUACAAACUGUUUCUCAUCAUGAUAAAGUAUUCCAACGGACAGGUCAAGCAAUACCAUCCAGACUUCCGAAAAGCAGUCCAGCACUGGUGUAUCCACCCCGGGGGACGACCAAUGAUCGACAAGGUUCAGCACAGCCUUGGUUUGUCAGACGAGCAGAUGGAGCCGACGCGUAUGACACUCCAUCGGUUUGGAAACAUGUCUAGCAGCACAAUUUGGUAUGAGUUGGCUUACAUCGAGGCUAAGGGUCGAAUGCGCAAGGGUGACCGGGUGUGGAUGCUUGGCAUUGGCUCUGGCUUCAAGUCCAAUAGCGCUGUUUGGGACUGCAUCCGACCAGCAGAGGAGGUGGACAAGGCGUGGGCUAGCUGCAUCCAUAGAUACCCAGUGGCAACCCCCACAGAAGCUUUGAAUACUGUCUCGUGA
Panicum virgatum (switchgrass) is the source of this 915-nucleotide messenger RNA. RefSeq names its product 3-ketoacyl-CoA synthase 6-like. The transcript is spliced from 3 exons. Gene Ontology annotation, cellular component: membrane. Gene Ontology annotation, molecular function: acyltransferase activity, transferring groups other than amino-acyl groups. Gene Ontology annotation, biological process: fatty acid biosynthetic process. The record is from RefSeq and is a predicted model, not a curated record. Bases 1 to 915 code for a protein of 304 amino acids. NCBI's taxonomy places the organism in Eukaryota, Viridiplantae, Streptophyta, Magnoliopsida, Poales, Poaceae.